ACUUAAUCUCACCGGAUUUGAUCCAGCAAAAUUUGGAUUCCUCGCAAAUGGUUACUCAGAUUUGGCAUGUCUCGGCGAAUUAAAGAUAUAUUUCUGCAUUACCCAAAACAUUACUUUUCUCAACAUGUUUAGAGUAUGCGCAUGGACGACGACACAAUGCAGUUCUGAUGGUAGAACAUUUAACGAAACCAUUGAUUUACCCUUGCCAUACAAAUCACUGUAUAAUUACAAUGGAGUUUGCUUUGUCCUUUGUUCCACCUGCACACACAAAGAUGGUGUGCAAGAACAACUUCUUGCUGCGUCUAACUUAAAAUUAUACAAUACCAAAAAUCUUUUCCGGAAUGGGCUUUAUGAAAUUGAGCUUCAUCCGCUAGUUAAUUACUCUAAAAUCAAGCGCUUAGAAGACGUUGAAGUCCUGGUGCGUGACUACAACUUUGAUUCAAAGCCUAAGGAGAUGUACAUGAUGAACAAACUUUUGAAGAUACAUCGCAAACGUAUGCGUAACGAAUUAUAUGAAACUCCUCUUGAUCGACAUGUCCCAAGUGACAUUGAACACUACAUUAAUGAUGCCAAAAUGCAUAGCGGGCGUCUCUUUUUGAGCGUCAGAUUUGAUUUUUGUCGAGCUUUCCCUCACAUAAACAUGCCAGAUCCUUCCUCUUUCGUACGGGCAGAAAAAUGGAAUCCUGUUGAUGAAAUGUAUUUCAAACUUACUCGUAAUGCUCGCACUGCCGAUAUAGACAGAGACAGAAAACCAAAUAAAGAGGCCCUUAAUCUUCUAAAGGCUAGCCGUGUUGGACCAGCCCCCGGGCAGAGAUCUUUCUGA
Messenger RNA from Protopolystoma xenopodis, 823 nucleotides. The record is from the annotation of a GenBank genome assembly. NCBI's taxonomy places the organism in Eukaryota, Metazoa, Platyhelminthes, Monogenea, Polystomatidea, Polystomatidae.